GGCUGGCGGCGGAGCUGAGCUGGCUCUGUAGCUGCGCGAGCUGCUGCGGCUUGGGGUCCUACGGACAGAACCAGGGCCGGGAGCCGCCCGGGGCAAAGCUCCGGAGAGCGGUCCCACCAUGAGGCCCCAGCCCCGCGGGAGCCCGCGCGCCCCCCUGGCCCCGGGCGCACCGUGCUAGCCCCUCCAGGGUGUGGGGACGCGGGCGGCCAUGGCCAGCCACGUGGACCUGCUGACCGAGCUGCAGCUGCUGGAGAAGGUGCCCACGCUGGAGCGGCUGCGCGCCGCGCAGAAGCGUCGGGCCCAGCAGCUGAAGAAGUGGGCGCAGUAUGAGCAGGACCUGCAGCACCGCAAGCGCAAGCACGAGCGGAAGCGCAGCGCCGGGGGCCGCCGCAAGAAGGUGUCCUUCGAGGCCAGCGUGGCCCUGCUGGAGGCGUCGCUGCGCAACGACACGGAGGAAGUGCGCUACUUCCUGAAGAAUAAGGUCAGCCCUGAUCUGUGCAAUGAGGAUGGACUCACAGCCUUGCACCAGUGUUGCAUUGACAACUUUGAGGAGAUCGUUAAGCUGCUUCUCUCCCAUGGUGCGAAUGUGAACGCCAAGGACAACGAGCUGUGGACGCCCUUGCAUGCUGCAGCCACCUGCGGCCACAUCAACCUGGUGAAGAUCCUCGUCCAGUAUGGGGCCGACUUGCUCGCUGUGAACUCUGAUGGGAACAUGCCAUAUGACCUCUGCGAGGAUGAGCCCACCCUGGAUGUCAUCGAGACCUGUAUGGCGUAUCAGGGUAUCACCCAAGAGAAAAUUAACGAGAUGCGGGCUGCUCCUGAGCAGCAGAUGAUCACGGACAUCCACUGUAUGAUUGCAGCAGGCCAGGACCUUGACUGGAUAGAUGCCCAGGGUGCCACACUGCUGCACAUAGCUGGAGCCAACGGAUACCUGCGGGCAGCUGAGCUCCUCCUGGACCAUGGAGUGCGUGUGGAUGUGAAGGACUGGGAUGGCUGGGAGCCCCUGCAUGCUGCUGCCUUCUGGGGACAGAUGCAGAUGGCAGAGCUGUUGGUGUCCCAUGGGGCUAGUCUCAGUGCAAGGACAUCCAUGGAUGAGAUGCCAAUAGACCUGUGUGAGGAAGAGGAGUUCAAGGUCCUACUGCUGGAGCUCAAACACAAGCAUGAUGUAAUCAUGAAGUCACAGCUGAGGCACAAGUCAUCCCUGAGCCGGAGGACAUCCAGUGCAGGCAGCCGUGGGAAGGUGGUACGUCGAGCCAGCCUGUCGGACAGGACCAACCUGUACAGGAAGGAGUAUGAGGGAGAGGCUAUACUGUGGCAGCAGCGGAGUGCAGCCGAGGACCAGCGCACUGCCACCUACAACGGGGACAUCAGGGAGACCAGGACAGACCAAGAGAAUAAGGACCCAAACCCCAGACUGGAGAAGCCCGUGCUGCUCUCAGAGUUUUCUACCAAGAUCUCGCGGGGUGAACUGGAUGGGCCCAUUGAGAACGGCCUCCGGGCUCCGGUCAGUGCCUACCAGUAUGCACUGUCCAAUGGGGAUGUCUGGAAGGUGCACGAGGUGCCUGACUACAGCAUGGCCUACAGCAGCCCUGUCAUGGCUGACACCACCCCGCCGUGGAGUGGCUUCAAGGAGCAGAGCCCCCAAACGCUUCUGGAGCUGAAGCGGCAGCGGGCUGCAGCCAAGCUGCUCAGCCACCCCUUCCUGAGCACCCACCUGGGCAGCAGCAUGGCCAGGUCAGGGGAGAGCAGCAGUGAAGGCAAGGCGCCCUUGAUUGGAGGCAGAACUUCACCCUACAGCAGCAAUGGGACCUCGGUGUAUUACACGGUCACCAGUGGGGACCCCCCACUCUUAAAGUUCAAGGCCCCCAUAGAGGAGAUGGAGGAGAAGGUCCACGGCUGCUGCCGCAUCUCCUAGUCUCCUCGUAUGGAGGAGAGAGAUGCCUCAGGGAGGGGCCCCUGGAAUCUGGGCCAGUCCAACAGCUCUGGCUGGGGGGCAUCACAGGACAGCUGGGGAGAGGUAGGCUCUGCUUUCCAGAGGAACGCUCACCCCACCUCCCACCCAGCUCUCCAUAGCAGCCCCACUCCCCUCAGUUCUGCUUCCUGCUGCAUUGUCUGCCAUCGGAAACCUAGUGGCCCUCGCUCAUUCUGCUGUCUGAUUUGGGGAGGGCAGGCUUGGGAUCCCAGUUAUGCUCUGGUAAAGUCUUCUUGGGACCAGUACUCCCAUGUCUCUCUCUCUCUCUUUCUCUCUCUCUCACACACACACAUGCACACACACACACACGCACACAUAUCCUUUCUUACAGUCAUUGCACACAUGUAGGGAUGACACACCUGGGCUCAUGGGAAGCAGGUAGGACUAAAAUGUGUGGGCUGUUCCCAAAGGGAUUGAGGUGAAGAAAUCUCAGCACCACUGCCAUGUGACCCAAACAGGGGAGGAGCCUGCCCAGUUGAGACCUACAAUCCUUCUUAGAGUCAUACUGGGGCCUGGGCCACCAUCCACACCUGGCAAGAACAAGAGGUCCUCUCUGUGUUUGAAGGAGCCAGCAAUCUGUGUGAGUUAGAGGCGACAUGCACAGUCCUGGCCCUGCAGCUUUGCUGAGAGCUGCCUUCCUGUCUCACGUCAGGAGGCAGGAGCUGUGUAAACUACUCAGGGGCCAGAAAAUAUAGAGGUAGGGGAGGGUUGCAACAAAGUCAGUCUCUCCAAAAUUUCAUUUGGUAAAACCAUUCUUUUAGCUUGUAAACUCCAGGUGGGAGGAAACUAAAUUUGCCUUCUCUUAUGCUGGUGUCUCACCAGGUUCUAUUGCUAGUGUUGGAACAAAAUGAAGCUCAGUGAGGAGCUUCUGCUGGAGGCCUUUUCCCGGGAGAGAAGGGAGUUCACAUUUGAGAACAGCACUGGUUAACAGUGACACAGCCCAGUGCCCUGCAGUCUUGGCAAGAUGCAGGCUGUUUCAGGCCAACCCAUCUCAGCCAGCCCUCCUUAGACUGAGCCAUCCCAGUGAGCAGUUGGGGCCACCUGCGCCGCACCCCUGCCCCCUCCCGCAUCCCUUGUCAAUGGUGUGUGCAGAGUGAAUGCUCAGCAUCCCUAGCUCAGCUUUGCCUUUCCUGGAAUACUUGUGGGGACAGGUUUGGCCCUCACGAGUUCCUGCCUGGUCCUAGGGCUCCCAGCCUGCUCCUGCUGGUGUUAUGACACCCCAAGGCUGCAAAUCCAGAGUGUCCGUGGCCAGCACCCUAUACUGCAUCAAGGAGAGCAAUGGCAGGGCUGGAAGUGGGUCUCACCCUAGCCCGCCAGUUCUGUAGGCCCAGUCUCCCUGAUGCUGGGGAGGGUGGACUCUUGCCACCUCACUGUUGCAUUAUAUCAUGAGCUCCUUUGAAACUGUCCACGCAGUGGACACUGUCCACAGGCUCAGCCAAGAUCUUUUAGUGUAACUAACAAGCUGCAGGUUUGUUCCCUUCUCUGUGCCCCUUUAAAUUGUCUUUAAAAGUCUUCAGCCCUGAAUGGUGCUGAAAUGUCCCUGGAGCUGACUUCAGCUACAAGGCGGGAAAUGCCAAGGGCAGCCACACGCUCUCAGGAGACAGUGGUCCCUGAGCAAAAGGGCCAGAAAUAACACAGGCCUCCAGACCACUCCUCCCUGCCCUCUUCUUCCUGGCUUCCUGGCUCCUUUAAUUUGUUCUAAAGCUACCUCCUUAGAGUUCUGAAGGGCCCGUUAGGUCCAGAUUCUGAGGUGGGGAACAGAUCUGGGUGCCCUUUAACCUGCAUCUUUCUGAACCUAUGAGAAAUUCACCCUGACUGGCACCUGGACUAGGGCAGGCUGGAGCUAGAGGAGUCCCACUUGUGCCACAGCCAUAGUAAUAGGGUCUGCUGUUCGUCAGCCUUAGUCCCCUCCUGUGGCCUUCUGUGUCCCCCAUAUUCCAGAGAAAGCAGGACCUCAAGGGGCCUGGCUGAUGCUUUACCAGGAGGAGGGCAGCUAGGGCAGAGAAUACCCAUGGUGGGUGCUGGGGUCAUAGGAGGUCUCCCAGCAACAGGCCACAUCCACCCCAACGCUAGGGUAGGUGCAGUGGAGAGGCAGCUCAGGAGACUGAAGAUAGGUGUACAUGGUACUUGCUACAUCCCUGAGGCCUGGGGUGGGUGCUCCAUCAUCUCAGCCUAUGAGAGAAGCAGCAGAUGCUCCAAACACACAUAGGAUUGGCUUUAAAAGUCUUCAGCCCUGAAUGGUGCUGAAAUGUCCCUGGAGCUGACUUCAGCUGUAAGGUGGGAAGUGCCAAGGGCGGCCACACGCUCUCAAGAGACAGUGGUCCCUAAGCAAAAGGACCAGAAACAACGCAGGCCUCCAGACCACUCCUUCCUGCCCUCUUCUUCCUGGCUCCUGGGCCUUUACUCUCCACCCAGAGAGUUGGGAAUCCCAGCUGAUCUCCUCCCUCCCCCAGGAAAUGGCCUCAGACAGAGGUGACUCCUAGGCUGUUUUAGCUCACGUUUUCCACCAGGGAUAAGUGUUCUCUGCUAGGGCUUCAGGUCCCUGGGGAGCCUUCCCUGAGUAUUGAGCAAUAAGUUGGGGAUCCUCCAGUGAAGACGCCUGGGUCAUCCAUUUAUUCACUGAUAACUUACUGAGUAGCUGCGACAAACCAGGCACUAUGUUAGGUUCUACAGAUGAAGGAGGAAUAGGAAACAGUGAGGACUGCCUUUUCCGGUUUUCAUCCCUUAAGGACCAUGGGCAUCAGCAGCCUUGCCUAGUGCACCUGAGCAGAGGACUUUUUCAUUUCCUGGAAUCAUGAGAGUAUGAACCCUUUUAUCUAGGAAACAGUUUCAUGAACACCCAUGGAUACAUUAUCCACAAAGUGCACAUGCUGGAUCUUGGGUUCCAGGCAGACACCAUCCCAGGUCCUUCUGGAACCUUCAGGGAUAGCUGCCUUCAGGUCAGUAUCUCUGGGGGACAGUAUAAUAGCAGUCUGAGGUCAGUGUGUAGAAGAACAAGGAGUCUGCCAUUUGUUGCCACAUGCAUCUCUAGUUCUUAAAAUUUUUGUCUUUUGCUCAUUUUUGCUCAUUUACCACAUAGUCCCCCACUGUACCCCACAUGCAUCAGGGGAUGCUGGGAGAGAAAGCAGCUGCUCCUUUUAACAUUCAGCCUUUCCCCAUGAAUCAACCUCUGUUCCUGGUAGGUGUGGAUCAAAGCUCUGGAAGCCUGGCAAGGUCAAUCAGAUACCCAGCUCCUGCUGCAACCUAGCCUGGUGGCAAUUCCCAGCAGAUUAAUGGAGGCCACUUCUGAAGCAGGUGCCAUAAUUCUCAGUGUGAGUCUGGCCCUUGUUCCCAUCUUAUGCCUCAAACAAUUGGAAAUUGGUGUCUAUCAUCAGAUUGUGAGUUUCUGGCCAGUAGCUCAGGGAAUCUGAAUGAACCGUAGGCCUAGGUCAACUGAAAAUUUCAGAAUAUAAUUCUCCAUUAGAUAUGCAACAUUAAUAAAAUUGCUCUGCACUGUUUGAUGAAUGUCAAUGGAUCUAUUUCCAAGAGGCUUCAAAAAGUUAAUCAGGGUGUGGCACCUGUCUUGGUCCACCAGUUUGCUAGCUUUGUAGUAACAUGAGACUCUUGGUUCUUGAUGUCACACCCUGAUCCUGGGCUCUCUCUCCAAGCUGCUCUCCCAGAGUAAGACAAGGGGAUACAUCGCAGGAAGGGGCUCCUUACAAGAUGCCCAGAAGUACUGUAUGUAACCCUUGUUAUAUGUAGCCUGGGGACAGCUUCCCCUCCCCUAGCACAUGGAAGAGCAAAGGGUCACAUGGUUAGUAGACAGCUCUGCAGAAGUGAUUCCCUUUGCCAGAAGCUAUAGGCCUCUCCUCCCCAGGAGUCUCUUUUUGGCCAGAGGAGUUCUUCCCAUGGGCAUCGCAAGUGCCACCAUGCGGGACCUGGCUCUGCACACCUAGGAAAGUCUGCAGACCCCCAGCCCCCCGCAAUAAUUCACCAGACCAGAAGCCACUGAUGUACAGAGAACACUUAAGAAAAAUGUAUUUUAUGUGAAAAAAAGUUAAAACUCUGUAUACUGUAUCAGCAGCUUUGUGUAAAAAUGGCAAUCAAGAGAGUCUAAUAUAUUUAAAACUUUUUUUAAAAAAAAUCCUCAUGGAUCUUUGAUAUUGUAUUGAAGUAACUUCCAGGUAGCUCCUUGCCGUGCGGCAGUGGUGGGCCUCACAUCCAAGAUAGGCUUUGGCCAUAUCCCAAAGGGGCACAUGCCUCUGGAGUUGCUUCCAGCUGCCAAGGCCUGUGAUGGAAUUCGCUGUUAAGAGUUUUUAAUUAAAAUUAUUAAAUUCCUUUUAAUAACA
This is a messenger RNA of Chinchilla lanigera (long-tailed chinchilla), 6300 nucleotides long. RefSeq names its product protein phosphatase 1, regulatory subunit 16B (gene Ppp1r16b). Bases 209 to 1915 code for a protein of 568 amino acids. Gene Ontology annotation, molecular function: protein binding; protein phosphatase regulator activity; enzyme inhibitor activity. Gene Ontology annotation, cellular component: cytoplasm. The transcript is spliced from 11 exons. The record is from RefSeq and is a predicted model, not a curated record. NCBI's taxonomy places the organism in Eukaryota, Metazoa, Chordata, Mammalia, Rodentia, Chinchillidae. Gene Ontology annotation, biological process: regulation of sprouting angiogenesis; establishment of endothelial barrier.